AUGCCGAAGCCAAAACAGGACUGGAAAUUACUUGUGAGCCAUAGCCUUGUGGGCUACAUAUGUGAUCACGAUGUUGUUAUCAUUGGUGGUGGUGUCGCUGGUUACGUCGCUGCUAUCAAGGCUGGACAGGAAGGUCUGAAGACCGUCUGUAUCGAGAAGCGUGGAAAGCUCGGCGGUACCUGCUUGAACGUCGGAUGUAUCCCUUCCAAGUCCCUCCUCAACAGCUCCCAUCUUUACCACCAGAUCCUUCACGAUACCCAGAAGCGCGGUAUCGAGGUCGGUGAAGUUAAGCUUAACCUGGCUCAGAUGCUCAAGGCCAAGGACGCUUCCGUUGACGGUCUCACCAAGGGUAUUGAGUACCUCUUGAAGAAGAACAACGUUGAGUACGUCAAGGGUGCUGGAUCGUUCGUUGAUGCCAACACUGUCAAGGUUGACCUGCUCGAUGGUGGUGAGCAGACCGUCCGUGGAAAGAACAUUAUUAUUGCCACUGGCUCCGAGGCCACUCCCUUCCCCGGCCUGAACAUCGAUGAGAAGCGCAUCAUCUCCAGCACUGGUGCUCUUUCUCUCCAGGAGGUCCCCAAGAAGAUGGUCGUCAUUGGUGGUUGUAUUAUCGGUCUUGAGAUGGCCUCCGUCUGGUCUCGUCUCGGUGCUGAGGUUACCGUUGUUGAGUUCCUGGGCGCCAUCGGUGGACCCGGUAUGGAUGCUGAGAUCGCCAAGCAGUCACAGAAGAUCCUUGCCAAGCAAGGCAUCAAGUUCAAGACCGGAACUAAGGUUGUGAAGGGGGACGACAGCGGUGCCCUCAUCACUCUCGACGUUGAGGCCGCUAAGGGCGGAAAGGAGGAGACCUUGGAGGCUGAUGUUGUGCUGGUCGCUAUCGGCCGUCGCCCUUACACCGAGGGUCUGGGUCUUGAGAACAUUGGCAUUGACAAGGACGAGCGCGGCCGUCUCGUUAUCGACCAGGAGUACCGUACCAAGGAGUCUCACAUCCGUGUGAUCGGUGACGUUACCUUCGGUCCCAUGCUCGCCCACAAGGCUGAGGAGGCCGUUGCUGCCAUCGAGUACAUCAAGAAGGGGUGCUAA
Molecule: messenger RNA, 1080 nt
Organism: Penicillium taxi
Lineage: Eukaryota; Fungi; Ascomycota; Eurotiomycetes; Eurotiales; Aspergillaceae
Product: dihydrolipoyl dehydrogenase family protein
Exons: 4
Coding region: 1-1080 (359 amino acids)
Cellular component (GO): mitochondrion; oxoglutarate dehydrogenase complex
Molecular function (GO): dihydrolipoyl dehydrogenase (NADH) activity; flavin adenine dinucleotide binding
Source: RefSeq, a predicted model, not a curated record